AUGAUCUCUCAGCUACCUGUAACACUCGAACAUCUUUAUAAUGGUGCUACCAAAAAACUAAAAGUUACACGUCAUAUCAUAUGUCCUGGAUGCGAUGGUGUUGGCGGUGUGAAGGGGAGUGUCACUGAGUGCUCAACUUGUAAAGGACGUGGUGUGCAAGUUCAUGUGGUGCAGAUAGUACCUGGUUUAGUUCAACAAACGCAGUCGACUUGUUCGGUUUGUAGAGGCGAAGGUUCGGUGAUACCUGACAAAGAUAAAUGCAAGAAAUGUAAUGGUCAGAAGAAGAUUCGUAAUGAAGAGAUCCUCAAAGUGGAAAUUGAUAAGGGUAUGAGAGAUGGACAGAAGAUUGUUUUCUCGGGACAAGGUGAUCAAGAG
Messenger RNA from Anisakis simplex (herring worm), 375 nucleotides. The record is from the annotation of a GenBank genome assembly. NCBI's taxonomy places the organism in Eukaryota, Metazoa, Nematoda, Chromadorea, Rhabditida, Anisakidae.